Amphibalanus amphitrite is the source of this 1778-nucleotide messenger RNA. RefSeq names its product Krueppel-like factor 10. The record is from RefSeq and is a predicted model, not a curated record. Bases 364 to 1479 code for a protein of 371 amino acids. Lineage: Eukaryota; Metazoa; Arthropoda; Thecostraca; Balanomorpha; Balanidae. Gene Ontology annotation, molecular function: DNA-binding transcription factor activity, RNA polymerase II-specific; RNA polymerase II cis-regulatory region sequence-specific DNA binding. The transcript is spliced from 4 exons. Gene Ontology annotation, biological process: regulation of transcription by RNA polymerase II.
GCUUGACCUCCAUCGGAGCCCCACCCCCGUCCGUCCUCCACUCCCCCCCCCCCCCUCCCCGCCCCUAGCGCGGCCGCCGCACCAUGCCCUCCCCGUGACGCAACGGGCUGGCUUCACGUGAACAGCCGGCGCGGUGCACGCACUGUUCACGUGGACAGCGCGGCCGGCGAUUGGCCGGCGGGGCCGCACCCCCGCCGCUCAUUGGUCGGUACGCACACCCGCCCAGGUACGAACCCCGCACGGCGCCAGCGCAGAAACGACACGAGCGAACUUUGUUAUUUGGCGGUGCCGACCAGAGAAGGGUGGGUGUGUGCAGGGCGCGUUGCUGUUUUGAAGUCGCUCAGUGAUAUUCAGUGAGGAAGGAUGCUGCUAGAGCACUUCCUGUUGUCGCCCCCGGCGUCUCCGAGACUCGAGGACAACCACUCAAAGGAUGCGAUGCUGGCCGCCAAGAGUCUGUUGACGCUGUCGGCGGCGCGGAGGCCCAGCCCUGCGCCGAGUCCGACGCGGCUGGCGCCCACGCCGCCGCACAGUGCGCCCACGCCGCCGCACAGCGCGCCCAGCUCGGACACGGAGCCGGAGGAGGCGGCGCCGCGCCGACCGCCGCCGCCGCCCGCGCACCGGCACAACUCCAUGCUGGCUAAGUUGCUGUGUGACCGGUCUGUACCCGUACCGGAACGCUCACCGUCGCCGCUCGCGCUACGUUCACCUCAUUCGCCGUCCGCCACAUCGUCGUCGCCCUUCGCCUCAUCAGUCGCCUCGCCCGCCUCCCCAUCAGCCACAUCAGUGUGCUCCGUGCCGCCGUCCCCGCCCCCGUCAGUGGCGUCAGCCGCCGGCGCGGUCCGGCAGCCUCCCGCACGUCAGUCGGUCAUCUACCGCGCCCACAAGGACGGCACGGCGUCUCCGCAGCCGCCGGCGGCGCGGCCGGCCGCUGCCCCCGCCGCACCCUCGGCGUCUGCGCGACCGGUGACAAUCGCGCCGCGGCCUGUGCCGCUGCUGCCGCUGCUCUCGGUGCCGGCCGGCUCCGCGCCGCUGCUGCUGGCACCCGGUCACGUACUUCAGGUGCCGCAGCAGCUGCUGACCGCGUCCGGCGCCCAUCAGCUCACGGCGUCAGCGCCCGUGCCCGACAGGAAACGGGCCUACUGCUGCCAGCACGCCGGCUGUGACAAGACCUACUUCAAGUCGAGUCACCUGAAGGCCCACGUCCGAACGCACACAGGUGAAAAGCCGUUCGUGUGCCAGUGGCCAGAGUGCGGCCGCACUUUCUCGCGAUCGGACGAACUUUCGCGGCACAAACGCACGCACACAGGCGAGAAGAAGUUUGCCUGUGAUGUGUGCGGUCGCCGCUUCAUGCGCUCGGACCACCUGACCAAACACAUGCGCCGCCACGCGCGCGACCGCAAGACAGUCGGUGUGCCGGAUACGCGCCAGAGGGCGGUGCUGCCGCCGUUCUUCAUCCAGCUCAGCGCCACGGCCGUCUGAGCGCCGCGCCGCAAACGUCUCUUGCUCGAUCUCUGAGGGAGAGGGGCGUCCCCGAGAGUGUGGAGCUGUCCAGACUGUGACAGACAUUGUUGGAUCGAGUUGGAGAACGGUCGAAACUCGUUGAGACAAUAUGGAGAACGGCGGAGAAGGUUAUAUUCGGAGAGACAGUACCUGACGCAGCACCGGCCCUAAGCGGCGUUUGUACCUCCGCGCAGCCGAGUGUAUUUAUUUUGUUUUUAUUUAUGUGUUGGUGUAUUCAGCUUUAAUGACUGUAAUAAUAUACACACUACGUGACAUGA